GUCGAAAAGAGAAUCACUUCCGAUCGUUACUCCACUCAGCACGCGUUCCUGAGCACAGUCCUCCCCUGCCUCAUCAGCUUGCUUUUCCUUAUACACGUACCAACAGCCGUCUUCCGGAAAAGCAAAAGCUUCUUACUCUCACAAACUGCCCACCAAUUUACCCAAACGCCACAGGUUCGGCUUGCCUCUAACGCAAAACGCAGCACCGUCGUCCCGAGAGAUCAUGUCAUCAGCGACGCCCCCGCGGAAACUAUAUCGGAAAUCGCGAGACGGCUGCGGCCAUUGCAAGAGGCGGAAAAUCAAGUGCGACGAAAGCAAGCCAGAAUGCGGAAACUGCCUCAAACGGUCGAUAAAAUGCGACUAUCCGACCAUGGCGCAGAGAGCGCGCUCAGACAACCGCGCUGGUGGUCUGGCGUCUGCCGCGCUUCACAGCCUCCUGGACGCAUGCUCCCCUGCCGAAUACCCUCACACCAUCGCCGAAACUCCUCUUGAAGAAGACGAGCUUGAAUUUAGCCUCAACAUGACCGACUUGCAGCUACUCCACAACUACACUACCUCAACCUGCAUGACGAUCUCCACCGAGCCGGACCUUCAAAACUUUUAUCGAGUCGAAGCUCCGCGAAUCGCGUUCGCUAACGACUUUGUUAUGCGCACAAUCCUUGCCGUCUCCGCACUUCAUUUGGCCCGCUUCAAUCCAACAAAACGAGACUAUUACAUUUCCCUAGCAAUGGGUCAACACAAGAUUGCGCUUAGAGGUCCGACUGCAAUACUUCCCAACAUUACAAAAGAUAACUGCCUUCCUAUUUUUGUCUUUUCAGCUCUAACCAUCGUAUUUGCCUUGGCAACUCCUCGAAAUCCCGACGAUUUUCUGUUCAUUGACAACGGGCACAUUCCCGGAUGGUUACAGCUUCUCCGCGGAACAAAAUCCAUCGCUCUCACCUCGAGAGAAUGGAGCACGGAUUCGCCGGGCUCGGGCUUAGGCUCCAUACUUCGGAAUCGAGACAUGCCCGAAAACAUGUUCCAAGACAUAGACUCGCGCAAUCCACGGUCGCCGGGAGAGCGACAGCUGCUGAGACUACGCCAGCUUAUCGUCGCCGACGAAACGGAGCAGGCGACGCGAGACAUACAUUUGGCUGCGCUUGACAGCUUGUCUACGACGUUUCAGCACUUCUUUAUAAGACCGGCCGCAGACUUGAGCCUGCGGCCCAUUUUUAGCUGGGCCUGCACGGUCUCGGACGAAUACUUGCACCUGCUGGCCAGGCGCGAAACAUAUGCUCUGAUCAUCUUCGCCUACUUCAGCGUCUUGUUGCACAAGCUCGACUGUGUUUGGUGGAUCCAAGGCUGGGGCAAGCAUCUGGUCGGUAGAGUCUAUUACCUGAUAGAGCCGAUGUAUCAACCGUGGAUUCAAUGGCCGCUCGACGAAAUUAAAUGGGUGCCGGCGGAGGAGCAAAGUCCAUAGCGGUCCCCUUUUUGUCUUGAGUAAAUUAUGUCGAAAAUGAAUGGCGGAGCAGUCGGCGAUUGAAAUAUACAGAGAGCAAUUCUUGUCACGUGCUCGAUGGUGACAGGGCGACGGUGAUCGUAGAUGGAUAACGGCGACUGUAGAUGUAUGACGUUUAAGGACUUUUUGGUUCACCGAUCG
Messenger RNA from Aplosporella prunicola CBS 121167, 1639 nucleotides. RefSeq lists its product as uncharacterized. NCBI's taxonomy places the organism in Eukaryota, Fungi, Ascomycota, Dothideomycetes, Botryosphaeriales, Aplosporellaceae. Gene Ontology annotation, biological process: regulation of transcription by RNA polymerase II. Gene Ontology annotation, molecular function: zinc ion binding; DNA-binding transcription activator activity, RNA polymerase II-specific. The coding region runs from base 224 to 1459 and encodes 411 amino acids. The transcript has 2 exons. The record is from RefSeq and is a predicted model, not a curated record.